AUGGAGCCCGAAAGAGGUGGAUCCGGGAGAGGCACUGAUGGCCAGCAGCAAGUCCUUGAGAUGUCCGCCGUUGAUCUUCAUGGUGACGAGGAGAGAUCUAUGGACGAUGGACAGCGAGAGGAUGAGCCUGCACCUGUCAGCGCCGUGAGGGAGCGAGAAUCUAAGCUCGAGCUUUUCGAGAGCGACCCUCUUGUCGAUGCUGUCGGCGUAAGAAGGAUGGCUGGUGAGCAUCCCAUGAGUCCUCGUGACGGCGAUGAGAUGCACGUUCACCGAGGUUCCGACAGGAACAUGAAAGUAGCGAAGCUGGGUACACUGACCGGCGUGUACAUCCCGUGCGUUCAAAACAUCCUCGGAAUUAUCUUCUACAUUCGUCUCUCCUGGAUUGUAGGUAUUGCGGGAAUCGGGCAGAGCCUGGUGCUGGUUGCGCUGACGUGCCUCAGCACAGUGCUCACGGGCUUGUCCCUCUCUGCCAUUGCCACCAACGGCGCCAUGAAGGGAGGCGGGCCUUACUACCUGAUAGGGCGAGCGCUAGGGCCUGAGGUGGGAGUUAGCAUAGGGCUCUGCUUCUUCCUCGGCAAUGCAAUCGCGGGCUCCCUAUACAUUCUUGGUGCGGUCGAAACGCUGCUGGAUUGGCUGCCCCAAAUGUCCCUCUUUCCACCGGAGCAGGUGACGGUAAGCGUGAACGCAACGACCAACGCGACGGUGGAGCUGGCGUCAACGGCGGACAUGCAGGUGUAUGGAGUCAUCGUGACCGUUGCACUGUGCAUCGUGGUGCUGGGGGGCGUGCGCGUGGUCGUGCGCGUGGGGCCACUCUUCCUCAUCCCCUCCAUCCUCGCCAUCAUCUGCAUCUUCAUCGGAAUCAUCGUUGCUCCCCGCAGCGGCAGCCCAGAGGGGCUGACUGGGCUGAGCCUCAGCACGUUGUCAAGUAACUGGGGGUCGGACUAUCAGAAGACCAACGCCAACGGCAUCCCAGAUGAAUACGGCAACUUCAACUGGAGCUUCACUCAGCUGCUGGGUCUAUUCUACCCCGCGGUCACGGGCAUCAUGGCGGGCAGCAACCGAUCGGCGUCGCUCAAGGACACACAGAAGUCCAUUCCCAUCGGGACGCUGUGGGCCAUCGGCACCACCACGCUGCUCUACGUGUUUGCUGUCUUCAUGUUCGGCUCUGUGGCGCUCAGAGACCUGCUGCUCACUGACCGGCUGCUGACGGCCACACUAGCCUGGCCGUCCCCAGCAGUGGUGUACAUCGGCAUCAUCCUCUCCACCCUGGGCGCGGCCAUGCAGAACCUCAUGAGCGCGCCCCGUCUCCUCACAGCCAUCGCCAACGACGACAUCCUCCCCAUCCUGGACUGGUUCAAGACGGAGGACAACCAGGAGCCCUACCUCGCCACGCUCUGCACUCUCCUCAUCUGCGCCGGAUUCGUGUGCAUCGGAGAUGUGGACUAUGUCACGCCUGUUAUCACCAUGUUCUUCCUGCUGUGCUAUCUCGGGGUGAACCUCUCCUGCUUCCUGCUGGAUCUGCUGGACGCGCCGUCGUGGCGUCCGAGGUGGAAGUGGCAUCACACGCUCACCGCCCUCGCUGGCGCCGUCCUUUGCGUUACGAUCAUGUUCAUGAUAUCGUGGUUCUUCACACUGCUGUGCCUGCUGCUAGCGGUGCUCAUCUACUACUAUGUCAGUCUCAAGGGCAAGGCCGGCGACUGGGGCGACGGAUUCAAGUCCGCCUAUCUGCAGCUCGCCCUGCGCUCCCUCAAGUUCCUCGGAGCGAGUCAGGUGCAUCCCAAGAACUGGUACCCCAUCCCGCUCAUCUUCUGCAAGCCCUGGGGCAUUCUGCCACCCGACAUGCCGUGCCACCCCAAGCUGGCUGAUUUUGCCAACUGCAUGAAGAAGAAGGGGCGCGGAAUGACCAUCUUCGCCACCAUCCUCGAAGGCCGCUUCAGAGACCGAGCAGAAGACGCACGGUCAGCAAGUCACCUGCUGCUGAGCUACAUUGACUACAAGCGCUGCGAGGGGGUGGCCGAGGCCAUUGUUGCCGACUCCCUCAACGAGGGCUUCCGCAUCGCUGUGCAGACCAUGGGGCUGGCGAACCUCAAGCCCAACAUCGUGUGCAUGCGCUACCCUGAGAUCUGGCGCGAAGACAUUCAGAGGGACAUCCCGGGCACGUUUGUGAACAUAAUCAACGACUGCAACACGGCGAACAAGGCGUGUGUGAUUGUGAAGGGGCUGGACGAGUGGCCGGGCGAGUACCAGAAGCAGUACGGCACCAUCGACCUCUACUGGAUCGUGCGCGAUGGAGGCAUCAUGCUGCUGCUGUCCCAGCUGCUUCGGGCAAAAGAGAGCUUUGAGAACUGCAAGAUCCAGGUGUUCUGCAUUGCAGAGGAGGACACGGGAGCGGAGAACCUGAAGCUGGACGUGAGCAAGUUCCUGUACGACCUGCGCAUGCAGGCAGACGUCAUCGUCGUCACCAUGAAGGCCUGGGAGGACGUGGUGUCCGAUGCUGAGGGCGCUGAGGCAGAGCUCGCCCGACAAGGCGCCAUGGAGGCCUUCACUCGGGCGCGGCGCAACAUAGCCCAGAGAAUGAGCGAGGAUCCCGAGGCUGAGACACACCACUCGCUGCUGGACGAGAGCAAGGUGAAUAAGUUCCUCUACACCACAAUCAAGCUCAACUCCAUUAUACUGCGGUACUCUCGCAUGGCUGCUGUGGUGCUCGUCAGUCUCCCGCCGCCCCCUCAGAACCAUCCCCCUUAUUGCUACAUGGAGUACAUGGAUCUGCUUGUCAACAACAUUCCGCGCUUGCUUAUGGUCCGUGGUUACCGCCGGGAUGUGGUUACCAUCUUCACAUGA
This is a messenger RNA of Closterium sp. Naga37s-1, 2841 nucleotides long. NCBI's taxonomy places the organism in Eukaryota, Viridiplantae, Streptophyta, Zygnematophyceae, Desmidiales, Closteriaceae. The record is from the annotation of a GenBank genome assembly.